CAGGCGGCGCGCGCGCUCCGUUUGCUCCUGGUACCCAAACACAUUGUCAAACGCCGCCUGAUAACGCUCAUCAAUUACUAUAUUAACGGAUACUGGUGGGGGACAGUGACCGCUGAGCAUCUGCCUUCACACACGAUCCUUUUUUCAUCUGGAUGAUCUGAGAGGAGCGGGCUGUUGCCAUGACAACAGACGAGGCGGAGAGUCACCAGAAGAAGCCAAGGCCGCAGGAGGAAGCCGGCCAGGACGCCAGGCCACCCUCACCAGAGGAGGAGCAGCUCCGGCCUCGCAACCGCAACUCUGCCAGCCGCGGCCUCUCCCGCCUCUUCUCCUCCUUCCUGAAGAGGCGCUCACAGUGUGAGAGCGAGGGGGGGGAGAAGGAGGACAAGAAAGAAGAAGAAGAAGCUAAAGCCCCCAUCGCUGACCCUGAACCUGAACUGAGGACAGAGGGAGAGGUCGCCCUGGAUCAGCACUCAGUAAACAGUGCUGAGGCUCAGGCUGUCCAGGUAGAGAAGAAAGAAGCUGAGGCAGAGGAGGAGGAGGGUGGAAAGGACAAAGAAAACGAUAAGGAGAAAGGAGAGGAGGCUGCCCUGGAGAACGAGGAGGACAAAGACAGGGAGGAGGAGAAGGAGUCUGGUCCUGAAGGAGGCAGUAAGGGAGAGAACGAGGAGAAGACAACAGAGGAGGAGGCCAAAGCUCCCAGAGCUCCACGCCGACCCAAGACCAUGCAGAUCAAGAUCACUCUGCUCGAUGACGCUCUGUAUGAGUGUGAGCUGGACAAACAUGCCACAGGCCAGGAGCUGUUCAUGAAAGUGUGUGACCAUCUCAACCUGCUGGAGAAAGACUACUAUGGCCUUGUCAUCUGGGACACGCCUACCAUGAGGACUUGGAUGGACCUGGCCAAGGAGAUCCGCAGGCAGGUACAAGGUGCCAACUACAAUUUCACUUUCAAUGUGAAAUUCUAUCCACCGGACCCAGCCCAACUUUCUGAAGACAUAACAAGGUACUACCUGUGUCUCCAGCUGCGGAAGGACAUCCUGCAGGGUCGCCUUCCAUGCUCCUUCGUGACGCUGGCCCUUCUGGGCUCCUACGCGCUGCAGUCGGAGCUGGGCGAGUAUGACCCUGAGGUGCAUGGCAGUGAAUAUGCGAAGGAAAUGAAAAUGGCUCAGGGUCAGACCAAGGAGCUUGAGGACAAAAUGAUGGAGCUCCACCACACAUACAGGAUAAUGAGUCCAGCCCAGGCAGACCUGAUGUUCCUGGAGAAUGCCAAGAAACUGUCUAUGUACGGAGUGGACCUCCACCAGGCCAAGGAUCUGGAUGGAGUUGACAUCAUGUUGGGGGUUUGCUCCAGUGGUCUGAUGGUUUACAAAGACAAACUGAGGAUCAACCGUUUCCCUUGGCCCAAAGUCCUCAAAGUCUCAUACAAACGCAGCAGCUUCUUCAUCAAAAUAAGACCAUCAGAGGUGGAACAGUAUGAGAGUGCAAUUGGCUUCAAACUGCCCAAUUACAAGGCAGCCAAGAAACUGUGGAAAGUGUGUGUGGAGCAUCACACCUUCUUCAGGCUUACCUCCAGUGAGAUGGUCACCACCCCUAGGAAGUUCCUGGCACUGGGCUCUAAGUUUCGCUACAGUGGUCGGACUCAAGCUCAGACCAGACAGGCAAGCUCUCUGAUUGACAGACCAGCUCCUCUGUUCCAGCGUUCGUCCAGCAAGAGGAACUCGCGCAGCCUGGAUGGAGCCAUGGCGUCCACCCCCGACAACAAAUCCACUCGCCCGGUCAGCGCCCCUGUAAUGUCACCGGUGUCCCCGGGGGAGGCAUCCCCGUCUCCGCUGCUGCCCACCCUGCAUCGCUCUGUCCACCGCGAUGGCUACGCUCCUAAAAGUCACCGCUCUGCAGACCGGAAGGCAGAGAUGAAGAGGGAAAGUCAGUCAGCUGAGUAUACCAGGAGCCACAGCCCCAGACCAGAGUCCACUCCGGAGAUCAAGACAGUGGCCAGGAGAGAGCGGAGGCACUCCCCCUCUGUGACCACCGCCAAUGGAGAAAGAGAGAAAAAGAGCCAGCACUCUCCUCAGGACAAAACAAAGGCGGAGGUGGUGCGAGUGAGGAAGAAAAGAGCAAAGAAACUUGAGGGUGAAACUAUUUAUAUCAGACAUAGCAAUUUAAUGUUGGAGGACGUGGAUAAGACCCAGACUGGAAUCAUGCGUCAUCACACUAGCAUCAGUGAGCUGAAGAGGAGUUUCAUGGAGUCAGUGCCGGAGCCUCGUCCCAGUGAGUGGGACAAGCGUCUUUCCACCAACUCACCUUUCCGCACGGCGAGCUUCAAUGGCCAGCUCCCACCAGCGUCUCCUGUGCUAAAGACCCAGACAAUCAUCAUCUCAGAUGUCACCAACUCCCUGAGAGGAACCGUGACCUACAAGGACGUCCCCUUAGUUCACACUGAGACCAAGACCAUUACAUAUGAGUCAGCACAGGUGUCUCUCCCACAGCCGGUGGACAGCCUGGCAGAGAGGGACUCAGGGGUGCUGCUGAGUGCCCAAACCAUCACCUCCGAGACCAUCAGCACCACCACCACCACCCAAAUCACCAAGACGGUGAAAGGAGGGAUCUCUGAAACUCGCAUUGAGAAGAGAAUCGUCAUCACUGGAGACACUGAAAUUGAUCAUGACAAGGCUUUGGCUCAGGCCAUUAAAGAGGCAAAAGAGCAGCACCCAGAUAUGUCCGUUACCAAAGUGGUUGUGCACCAGGAAACAGAGAUCACCCCAGAGUAACACAGACUGAUCCUUUUGAAGACCCCUCAGCUGCCCCACUUCUCCCUCCUUUUGUGUGUUGCCAUCACACCAUUUUACCUCAGCACCCCCCAGCCAUUACACCCAAAUGCACUGCCUUUGCGACGUGAAUCACCGGACCACAGGAGAGGGAAUGAGCAUCAACUUUGAACUAUGAAAUUUUCCAUGAGCAUGGAGUUCAGCCUGAAGGAGACAGUCACCAGAACAUUCCCAAGAACCCCCCUGUAUUCCCCACAAUCCCCCUCUUGUUCCAGUUACUGCCAAAAGAACAACCACUGGACUCACAAAAAAGGGAAAUUUAAGAGAAAAAAAGAAAAUAAAGUACAUCACGAGUGGAAGUUUCUCUGGAGGUUUUAAGAAAAUUUUUCAAGCGCAUUUGGUGUUUUAAUCUUGAGAUAACUGGUACUUUAUUUUUCUACAGUUUUUUCUUACCAUCAGAAUUGGUUAUCAAUAACUUGGAAUUUAAGUGUUUUUUAACAAUGUAAUCAAGAAAGCAUCAACUGCGGGAUUGUGGGUGAUUUUUCUUGGGAUUGUAUACAAUGGGAGAUGAGGAUCCCUCUCAAAUUUUAGCACGGGUUUGGUGUCAUUUCUUGUACAGUAAAUAUUUAUUUUCCCUCUCAAUGUGAAAAUAAUAUUUUUUCAAUUCAUGUAUAAAAAAAAGAUUGAUUUUACCAAACCAAACCUUCACCUUAUUUAAAGUUAUGACUUGUUCAUUUGUUGAGUGAUUUUUAAAUCUUUGAUUGUUUUAGUUGUUCUUGUUGUUAUUGUUGUCGUGCUUGUGUCACUAGAACAGGGCUUUAUCAGGACCAAGGAGACAGCAGUGUAAUGAAAUGACCUUUUCUUUAUUUAUUCCCAACCCUAUCGUAUUUUUGUGUGUUUUGCAUUUUGAGAUAUACUCAGCACACUUGUAUGUAACCUCAAGAUUUUUUACUGAGAACAUUUUGGUCAUCACAUACAGUUAAUUACAUUCUACUAAUUGAUUUUAGCAUUUACAGUGUUUCUGCAUAUUUUUCCAUUUCUACUCCUCCACUAAAUGGGCAGUGUGCACUCAUCCAGGGAGAGGGAAGUCAAAUUUCAUAUCUGACCUGACAUUUUAUACAAUCAUGUAAUCAUGUAAUCAUGUAAAAUGGGAUGAUUUUAUACUGCUUUUAAAUGAAUAACAUAAUAGUACAUCAAAUACAAACAUUGAAUGAAAGGUUAGAAUAAAAUUGGUUAGCUGAUAGUUUUGUUUUUUGUUUUGUUUGAAUGUAUGAAGCUGCAGCAAGUUUCUGUUUCAACAUUUGAUUGACUUUAAUUAGAUUAUUCUGUUUACUAAAUGAAUUAUUUUACCGACUAAAAUGUUCUUGAAUUUCUAAUGAUGCAGCUUGAAAGCAUUCAGUAGUUGCACACUAAUUUAGAAAUUAAUUCAACAUUAGAGUGGAGGAUAAGAAUAACCCUACACCAUAAUAAUAUGACUCAUGGUUGUAAAAUUCCUUUAAUUGCCUCUCCUGAUAUGCACCAUCUAUUGUGGUCUGAAAAGGGUUUUUGCACUUUUUGCUCUGAAAAUGACUCAAUCAUUUUUAAAUUUAAUAUUCCCAUUAAAUAACCUCAGGAAUUAGCUCAGAGCUGAAAAUUUGAUACUCAUACCAAGUGUCUGUGACACAGAGUAUGGUUAAUAUUUUGCUGUAAAUGAGUGAAACAAAGUAAGUAUAAUCAAGGUUUGCAGGUCAUGCAGUCAACAUGAUGUCUGUACAAACAGCAGCAUAGCUACUGAUGUUGGGAAAACAUAUUUUGGAUGAGGAGGAACAGUUUCAAAUACUGCAAGAAAUUUAAGUCUUGGUGCACAAAAAAGUCAAGCAUAUGAUUUUAAACCAAUGAAGAUGUGUCACAUAGCUUAGAUCUGCAUACAAUGUUAAUUUCAGUGUGGAGUGGGAGAGAUAAGUUUCAUUUAUGGUAAAUAGAAGAAGACCCAGAGUAGAUCCUUGUGGGACACUAGUAUUAACCUCAAGCGCACCUUACUGAACUGCUGAGUUAUUCCUGAGAUGAUGUGAAAAACCAUUUAAUGGACAGUUCAUGUGAACCCAAAAUUAGUUUUCAGUUAAAUAUUAGUCAGCAGUGUAUAAUGCCUUAAAUUUAUUUCAUAAAGUCUCCUUUAUAUAGGGUUUGAUCAUCUUUAAACUAUUACUUUAAUCUGGAUAGUCUAAGAAUUGGCAUACUGCUUGUGUUAUUAUUAUAGUGUACCAAGACAAGAGGAGCAAAAUAACCUCCUGCUCAGUACACACUGCCCAUUCAGAUCAUAUUUAUUAUAGCACAUGCAAUUUACAUUUUGUCAAUUUUAUUUAUCAUCAUCCUUCUUUAGAACACAAUAUUUUGUACAGUCAUCCCAAAAUGUUUUCGUUAUUUUAUUGUGAUGUCAUCUUAAUUGUGGCACUCCCUUUUCUCAUUGGAAAUAAGCAAGCCAUCAUUUCUACGUUUCUUGAAUGUGAACCCUCAUUUUACCAUCACAGGAAGGCAUCUAAUAAAAGAGCACCACACACCACAAUAAAAAUAGAUGUACUUGAA
This is a messenger RNA of Hippoglossus stenolepis (Pacific halibut), 5324 nucleotides long. It is a transcript of the gene epb41a, whose product is annotated as erythrocyte membrane protein band 4.1a. NCBI's taxonomy places the organism in Eukaryota, Metazoa, Chordata, Actinopteri, Pleuronectiformes, Pleuronectidae. Gene Ontology annotation, biological process: cortical actin cytoskeleton organization. Bases 180 to 2765 code for a protein of 861 amino acids. The record is from RefSeq and is a predicted model, not a curated record. The transcript has 21 exons. Gene Ontology annotation, cellular component: cytoskeleton; plasma membrane. Gene Ontology annotation, molecular function: structural molecule activity; actin binding.